AAAAAAGCACCUCCUGAAGAGAAACAGAAAUCUAAAGAACCAGAGAUUCGUGAACAGGAACUUCCAGAUGAGGGCAGCCCUUCCCCUGACUCAGCAGAAGAAGAGCUGAGUUCCACAUCAGUGGUUUUAGAGAACGUUCCAGAAGAGACCAGCCAAGAAUUCUUGGAAAUGUUGGUGGAAAAUGUUUUGAAGGGUCUCGGCUCAUCAUCUCAGAAGUUCAGUUUGGAAAUGAUUCCAGAAAUUUCCUCAGCUGUUGUGACUUUUCAGACAGGAGCAGAAAACGCCAACUUUAUCAAAGCCUGCCCUCGAAACCGGAUGUUCACCAAGAAGGGAUUAAUCGUCCGGUCUCUUGAGCCAACAAAGCAAGUCGUUGUUGACAAUGAACACAACUUUAAUGCAGACGUACUCCAACUUUACUUUGAAACCAAAGGUAGAGUUGUGGAAGAUGUUUUGCUUAAUGAAGAGGAAAACUCUGCUGUCAUUACGUUUACAGACCCCAAAGGUGUCAAGGAUGUCCUCAAGGAAAAGCACAACAUCAGAAAUAAGGAGAUCAAAGUCUAUCAAUUUUUUGAGUCUUUGGGAGUAGCUCUCUAUGGAAAAGAUAAGAAAAUGUCAAAACUUCCUGCAGCCAUUUCUGAGCCCUUAGAGAAUGCUGUCUUUACAUACCUGAAACAGAAUCCAGCUGCACUGGAAUCCAUUCGCAGUGACUUGGAGAAACAUUUUUGCAAUGUGGGCCUUGAGCAGUCUGCUGUGUGCUUAGGACCCAAGGGCCUGUUGCUGAAGCAAAAGGAUUUCAAAACAUUGACCAGAGACUGGACUAAUACAGUAAAGUCUGCCUUUGCAGAAAAUAUGUCUAAGUUUAAAUCCAAAACAUUCCAGCUAAAGCCAGAGGCUGUGGAGGAGUCUGAGAGGGUAAUUCGACAGACUCUUCUGAAGGUGCCUAAAGAGGUUGUUUUGGUGCCUGAUAAAGCUCAGGGUGUUAUAUCUGUGGCUGGUCUUGUGGAUGAUGUAAACGCACUAGAGAAACCAAUUCAGGAAGUCAUUGAUAAAACUUCACAAAUGGUGGAGAGGCAGAAAUUAAGCAAAACCCAAGAGGUGAAAGUCCCGCCUACAAUCUAUCAUAUCCUGUCUCAGGAUGGUUUUCAAGAUAAGCUUUUGUCUGUGUACCCCGAGCUCCAGAUGUCCUACAGCAAAGAAAAAGCAACUUUGAAAGUUACUGGCCUUGUCGACGAGAUUUUCGCCGCUACCAAAACCAUAAACGACUCAAAUUUUUCGUUGAAUAGACAGAGUUUAGACAUGGAGGAGUCUGUACUUAAUUUGUUGAAAGGUGGAGAAGAAGUGGAACUGACAAAUUCUCUCCUCAAUGCCUUCGACAUAAAUGCAGCUUUGGAAAUCAGUGCAAAGAGGGUGCAGCUUGUCGCCGCUUCAGAAGCAGAUCUGAUGGAUGCUCAAGAGCAUCUGAAGCAAUUGUUGACAACUAAGCACAUAGAUGUUGAAGAUGCAGAUGUCCUAAAAAUGGCAGAGUGGAAAGAUUUGGUCAGGAAGAUGGAGGAUGAAAACAACAGUUCAAGUAACAGGAUUCAAAUCCAGACAGCCAACCACCAAGUAGUGGUGUGCGGUCUUAAAGAUGAGGUGGAAAAAGUCAGUUGCACAUUAGAAGAGUUUUUAAUUCAGAAUGCUUGUGUUGAUGAAACUGUUGAAGUCCCCGCAAAUAUCAUUAUAAAGUACCUCAAAAGUCCUGAUAUGCCCUGGAUAACAGAUUUACAAAAGCAAGUGGACUUGUCAUUCAAAAAUAACACCAUCCACCUAAGUGGUUCCAGAGCUGCCGUGGAAGAAGCUAGAACUUUGAUUGAACCAAUUGUGUCAUCUGUAGUUUUUGAUCGUUUAUUAGUCAACAAACCUGGGGGGAAAAAGUUCUUCCAGCAGAAAGAAAACAUGUAUCUCUCCUCGAUCAAGACUGACACUGGUUGCUUGGUUCAGCUGGUUGAUGAGACAGCUGGCGCAAAAGAUGGUUUAGUUCCUAGACAAGUGCCAAAACCUGUUUACCAAAUUCCAACUCAAGAUGGAGUAGAAAUAGCUGUUUUUAAGGCAGAUAUGUGCAGUUACCCAGUCGAUGCAAUUGUUAGUGCUGCUAACUCAAGCCUAAAACCCGAUGGAGGUCUCGCGAAAGCAAUUUUGAGAGCUGCUGGUCCUCAGUUCCAAGAUGAAUGUGAACAAAUUGUCUCAAAAGAGACACUGAAACCUGGUGACUCAGUUAUAACUGGUGCUGGAGGGCAACUGCAAUGCAAGAAAGUCAUCCAUGCAGUGGGACCGGUGUUUGAGACAACUAAAGCCCAAAAGUCUGUGGCUCUGCUGAAGAAAGCCGUUAAAGAAAGUUUAGAUCUUGCUGCAGAUAACGGUUUUGCUUCUGUGGCUCUUCCGGCCAUUAGCAAAAACCUUAGUUUCCCCCUUGAUCAGUGUACACUUUCCAUUGUCACAGCAGUAAGGGAAUACUGUGAUGAAUGCUAUGACGAUAACCGCUUGAGGAAGAUCCAUUUGGUAGACAGUGAUGAUAGUGUCGUUCAGGCUUUUGAAAACGCAGUCAAGCAGGUGUUUGGCAAUCAUGGAGUCAGUCAUUCCCAACAAGCCAUUCCUCCAAAAGACGUAAAGAAGAAGUCUCCUACCUCUGAUCCCUUCCUGUGCGAAGUGAAAACUAAAGAAGGCCUACGCAUCAUUCUUAAAAAGGGAAACAUAGAAGCUUCAAAGACAGAGGUGACGGUCAACACAGUGUUCUCGGAUCUUGCGCUGAAUAGAGGCGCAGUUUCAAAUGCCAUUCUGAAGGCGGCGGGGCCCAAACUUCAGCAGCUUGUGACGGCUCAGAAAGCUGCUGGAAUUGAAGGCGAGGUCAUUAUUACUGAUGGCUGCAAUCUGAAGAGCAAGAAAGUGUUUCACGCUGUUGCCACUAAGUGGGACAACGGUCAAGGGCCUGCUGAACAGGCGUUGAGUGGAAUAUUCAAGAAUUGCCUGGAAAAGGCAGAAAAUGGUAAUUUGGCUUCCAUUUCGAUGCCAGCCAUUGGCACCGGAAACUUGGGUUUUCCAAAAACCCUUGUAGCCUCCAUGAUGCUGGAUAAAAUUUUAGAGUUCAGCAGUCAGGUACAACCCAAACACCUGAAGAGGGUUGAAAUAGUUCUUUACUCUGGAGAUGCACCAACAAUCCAGGAAUUUACCACGGAGUUUAUAAAGAAGUUCCCCAAUGCUUCCGUUGGUUCAAAUCCUAAAAGUUCCUCUCAAGCAACAGGGCCCUUCUCAAAAGUUACCUCCAGUACUGGGAAGCAUGAAACUACAUUGGGAAAUGUGACUAUCCAAGUAGUAACUGGAGAUAUAACCAAAGAGACAACAGACAUCAUUGUUAAUUCCUCGGAUGAAAAUUUUACUCUCAAAUCAGGAGUAUCCAAGGCCAUUCUGGAUGCAGCCGGUCCGGCUGUUGAGCAAGAGUGCCAAACCAGUGGUGCCCAGCCAAAUUCCGGCAUGAUACUGACACAACCUGGUAACCUUAAAUGUAAGAAGAUCCUCCAUCUGGCUGGACAGACAGACCCUGUAAAAAUCCGGAAGGUUGUAAAGGAUGCUCUGGAAAUAUGUGUGAAACAGUCCUUCACCUCUGUCUCAUUUCCAGCCAUUGGCACAGCCUUCUUUUUUGGUCAAAGUGAAGAGAAGCAGAAAAAGGAGGAUGAGAUCUCCAUUGUGCCGGUCAAAGCCGACCCCGCUUGCUUCCACAUCUGCGGCGGUACACAGGCUAAAGUAGAUGCAGCCAAGAAGUGGAUAACUGACCUAAUAGUCAACGAACAAACCAGUAUGCCCAUAACUGACAACAUCAUCUUAGACCUGUCAAAGGCAGAAUCUCAGCUCAUCAACGACAUCCAAAAGAAAAUGGGGGUGACCAUCCGAAUGGAGAACAUAGACUCCCAGGCUUCGCUCAUCGUGGAAGGACUCAGCAAGGACGUGAUCAAAGCCAUGGGCGAGAUCGGCAAUAUUCUAAACAAAGUUAGGAACAAGCAGGAGUUGGACAAGAAGGUGGAGCUGGCAGGGGCAGUGGCAGACUGGCAGUACCAACUGCAGGGGCAGCGAUUUCAGAGUUUUGAUGCACUGACAAACUACGAGCUUGAGCAUGCACUGCAACAGGAUCAAAAAUCUGUAAACAUCAAAGUCCAGGGAAAAGACUACACCGCCAGCCUACCUGAAGGACCAGCCACAGACAAGAAGGGAAACACUCUGCAAAUUAUACGAAUCGAUAAACUAAAAGGUGAUGAUAUUCCUCCACACUGGGAACCUAUGCCUGCCAAAACCACCUGUUUGCUUACCAAUGUCCAGACUGGUACCCCAGAGUACAAUGAAGUUCUCAAAUUGUUUCAGGCUACCUGCAACCGAAACGUGAUAAAGAUUGAGAGAGUCCAGAAUCCUGCACUGUGGAAGAGUUUACAAAUCAAGAAGAACGAGCUGGAAACGAGAAAUGGUCAUCAGAACAACGAGAAGCGCCUUUUUCACGGCACCUCUGAAGACACGGUGAAAAUCAUCAACGAACGAGGCUUCAACAGGGUCUAUGCUGGAAAAAACGCUGCAUGCUACGGGAACGGCACCUACUUUGCUGUAAAUGCCAGUUACUCUGCCAGUGACACCUAUUCCAGACCCAACGCGAAUGGGGAGAAGAUCAUGUACCUCUGCCGAGUGCUGACUGGGGAUUUCACCCCUGGACAGCAAAACAUGAUCGCACCACCACCCAAGAGUUCUGGUUCCAUUAAAUUGUUUGACAGUGUUGUGGACAGGAUGGCAAACCCCAGCAUGUUUGUUAUCUUCCACGACACCCAGGCCUAUCCUGAAUAUUUGAUUACAUUCAAGUGACACUGCCAUUCACUAAUAUUACAUUAAUAAAAAAAAAAAAA
Oryzias melastigma (Indian medaka) is the source of this 4916-nucleotide messenger RNA. RefSeq names its product poly(ADP-ribose) polymerase family member 14-related sequence 1 (gene parp14rs1). The record is from RefSeq and is a predicted model, not a curated record. Gene Ontology annotation, biological process: negative regulation of gene expression. Gene Ontology annotation, cellular component: nucleus; cytoplasm. Gene Ontology annotation, molecular function: NAD+ poly-ADP-ribosyltransferase activity; transcription corepressor activity. NCBI's taxonomy places the organism in Eukaryota, Metazoa, Chordata, Actinopteri, Beloniformes, Adrianichthyidae.